AAAGGCAAAUAUAUGAGUGCCAGUGUGCCACCUACAUCCAUAUCCAAAACUAGUGACUGGUCACAUUUAUGUGAUAGUCAGCAGAUGGGCAAAGAGAACACAUACUUCUGUUGAAAUGGCAACCAGACCGGCCCUCUCUUCUUCUCUCAGUACCAAAGUUUCCGUUUUACCCAAGUUAUGGUCACAGAAUCCCCUCACUUACAUGCCUGCUUCGCUGAAGCCAAGAGUUUAUCAUUUCAAAAUUCAUGCUAACUUGGGGGAAAGUGAUGGAGAAGUCAAGCCAAAAGGAAAAAGAAAGUUUGUUACAAGAGAAGAAGAACCAGACCAGUUUUGGCAAACAGCAGGAGAAAGAGAAGGGGAGAAUCCCAUGAAGACCCCUAUUCCUUACAUUAUAAUAUUUGGUAUGUCAACUCCUUUCGUAAUCUUAGCCAUUGCUUUUGCUAAUGGUUGGAUUAAGGUACCUGUUCGAUGAGUAGCUAGUUAAAGAGAGGCAAAAUAACAUGAUCAAUUUGAUUUUGGUCCUGUCCA
Messenger RNA from Pistacia vera, 528 nucleotides. RefSeq lists its product as uncharacterized. The coding region runs from base 116 to 472 and encodes 118 amino acids. NCBI's taxonomy places the organism in Eukaryota, Viridiplantae, Streptophyta, Magnoliopsida, Sapindales, Anacardiaceae. The transcript is spliced from 3 exons. The record is from RefSeq and is a predicted model, not a curated record. Gene Ontology annotation, cellular component: chloroplast.